AACGUCACUUCAUAUUUGUCAUCAUCGCGAAAAACGUCCAAUUUCCAGAAAUAAUUUUUGUAUUUGUUCGAUUUCUAUUUUCCGAGAGAUUAUUGCAAAAAAUUACGCUCAUCUAUGAGUAAUUGGUGCCUUUUCGUAAAAUGUUGACGAAGUUUACGAUAUAGUCAUAAAAAGCUGAAAUGGCUGCGAUGGACGAACAGGCGAGGAUGUCCAGCGACCCGACAGCGACGAACGAGGGCCGGGUCGAGGGCGGGGCGUCGCCGGAGAAGACGCGAAAUCUCGAGGAGGAAUUUAAUGCACAAAGGGCAAAAAUGAAAGAGCUUUAUUUACAAAAAGAAGAGGACCUGCGCCGCUUGGUGACAGAUAAGGAGCAGCUGGAGUCGGAGGUCCUGGGGCUGCGGGCGGAGCUGCAGCAGCUGCAGACCCUCAGCCAGAACCAGAAGUCUGAGAUACAGACCUUGCAGCUACUAGUCAAUGAAACGGUGGAGGCGUCCUCGUCGGACACGGAGGAGGUGCGGCGUCUGCGGAACAGGAACCUCGACCUGGAGCAGCAGCUCGCCCAGAUCAAGCAGCAGCUCCAGCAGCAACAGCAGGACCUGUCUUUGGUGCCGGCGACGUUCGUCCGCUCGAUCGCGCGGAAACUCGGCGCUGACACCGACGCCGAACAGACUGUAAAGAAGACGGACAGUGAGACGGAGCUGAUGAAGUCGAUGGUGUCGCAGCUGGAGGCGGAGGUGGCGGCGCUUAAGGACAAGCUGCGGGACACCGACGCGCGCCUGCAGGACGCCACGAAAGCGCAAGCAGCAAAUGUAAACACAACGGUCAACAGUACCACAGAGAAGAAAACUGACACAGAGGGGCGGGGCUGCGACAUGUGCGCCAACUACGAGCGGCAGCUGGUGGCGGAGCAGGCGCGCGGCGACGGCGCCCGCGAGCGCGCCGCGCACCUCGAGCGGGCGCUCAAACUGGCGAGCGAGGAGCUGGAAGGCGUGCGGUCGGCGCAGGACGAGACGGUGCGGGCGUGGGGGGCGGAGCGCGCGGCGGAGGCGGAGCGGCUCGCGGCGCUGGAGGCGGCGGUGGGCGAGGCGCGGGAGGCGGUCGCCCAGCGGGCCGCCGCCGCCGCCGCCGCGGAGACGCGUGCGCUCACCGCCGUCACCGCGCUCACUGUCGACCGCGAGACGCUGCAGCGACGACUUGACAGUUUAGAAAGAGACAACGAGAUGCUGAUCGGGCAGUACCUCAAGAAGGCGGAGGAGAUGCAGAACGAAGCUAUCGACCUGCCCAACGACGUUACGGAGCUACAAGAGCAGUGCCUACGGUUGCGGGAGCAGCUGAUAAUGAGCGCGCUAGGGCGGGAGCGCGCGGCGGACCACGAGCGGGCGGCGCGGGCGCAGCUGCACGCGCAGGCGGAGGCCCAGCUGCGCCUCGAGGACGAACACGCGCGCACCGCCGCGCAGCUGCGCGCUGCCAGAGAGGAGCUGGAGCGGCUGCAGACGGAGCGCGGGCAGAUGGCGGAGCUGGCGGACAAGUUGCGCAGCUCCACAGAGAUGAUCGAGGGCCUGCUCGCUGAUAAGAAGCGACUCCAGAACGAGGUGAUGGAGCUGCGCGGGCGCGUGGUGACGCUGCAGCAGGAGCUGGACAACAGCGAGGCGGUGCAGCAGGACUUCGUGCGCCUCUCGCAGUCGCUGCAGGUGGAGUUGGAGCGAGUGCGCGCCCCGGACCGCGACGUGCGCUGGCAGCACGAGGACGACGUCAACGAGUGCACCUCCUGCCACACCCCCCUCACGCACAUCAAGAAAAAGGUGCACUGUCGACACUGCGGGCGCAUCUUCUGCGGCGCGUGCGUGUCGUGCGAGGUCGCGAGCGGCCCCCGCGGCGUGCCCGCGCGCGUCUGCUCCGUCUGCUACACGCUGCUGCGCCCCCACUCCGCCCCCUACUUCAGCACGGCCCCGCCCCACGCACCCGACUAGCCCGGCCCCGCCCCACCCUCGUGACCUCAUAACACACUAGGAUCUUAACGCUUGAUACAAUACUGAUACAAUUUCCCAGUCGGGUAAUAACUUCGGUCUGAACGUGUCAAGUGGAGGGAUCGCGUUUGACAAGAAUAUAUUAAGAUAACGUAAUUUAAGUAUAAGACGUGGCCAAUUGCGUAUAUUUAUAGUGCAAAAGAUUUAACAUUACAAGCGAGAGUUGAUAUCUGUCGGAUCAAUUAAAAAAAUAGUUUUGGAAUUCGUUUUAAUCCAAAUACAUAAAAAUUCGCUUAGACUGCGGAACAAAUUAUGUAUGGCUUGUUUUAUUUAUUUUUGGGUGCUAGAACGUGUGAGGUAAGUCAUAGUCAUGGUUUUAUGUGCUUUUCUAUGUCAAUGCCCUACAGAUAGGUAAAUUUUUCUUCGGUUGUAAAAUUGUUACUACACAAAAAUGCAGAGGUGCUUAUAAAAUAUUAUGUAUAUAAUGAUAUAAUUAUGCAUACUGCGUAAGUAUGUGUACUAAAAAUAUAAAAUAAAUAACACAAUGCUAUAAAUUCUCUCUAAAAUCAAUAUCUGAUGAAGAGAAAAUAAAAUGCAAUUAUGCGUUGUUCGCGUUUUCAUCAUAUACGGGCCAAUUGUUUUCAUGUAAACUGGAGUAAAUAUUUUUAUUUAGGACCUCAACUGCCGCAACCAGGGACUAUAUUAAUUACUUUAAGAUUUUG
Molecule: messenger RNA, 2689 nt
Organism: Aricia agestis (brown argus)
Lineage: Eukaryota; Metazoa; Arthropoda; Insecta; Lepidoptera; Lycaenidae
Gene: Rbpn-5
Product: rab GTPase-binding effector protein 1
Exons: 15
Coding region: 180-1970 (596 amino acids)
Biological process (GO): endocytosis
Cellular component (GO): intracellular membrane-bounded organelle
Molecular function (GO): GTPase activator activity; growth factor activity; metal ion binding
Source: RefSeq, a predicted model, not a curated record